GGAGUUGCAAGGCGGCUGAAGUAUUGUAUUGCCAAAGGAUAGCAGUCCACCCCACCCCAUCCCAUUACUGCCUAAAGGACCAGUGUGUUACCCAGCACCCGCCUGUCCUGUAUACAUGAUGAAGGUCGUUUGCCGCAUCCUCUUGGCUUCGUACGUCUUCUUCGCCGCUGUGGCCGCUCCCACGCGCAGGUCGGUGUCAACUUCCAUACACACAUCCAUCCAUCCUUCCGCGCUGUGUGUGUUGUGUGUGCGUGUGUGCCACAGAUCUCCCAGCACCAGCAGCAGCACCAGGGCCCUCCUGCAGCCAUCAAACAGACGUAAUCACCGUAGAUCUGACCACAAGCUACGCCUCCUGCCCAUUUUCUGCCCUUUGAUCCAUCUGUCCAUCUGUCAGAGGAGCCUGCGUCCUCCCAGCCGGCGGAGAGCACCGAAAGCAGCACCAGCAACAGCAGCGGGAGUGAGGAGCUGGCGAGCAAGAUGGAGAAGGACUUGGAGAUGAACUUCAACAAGAUCGCACCGUUCGGCAAAGAGGACACCGCGCAGGAACUGCAGGACCACGCCAGCAAGACACAGGUGGGUGGGUCAGGGGAGGGAGGAGGGAGGGAGGGAGGGAAGGAUGUGUGUGUGUAUGUGUGUGGUUUGGGUGUGGCUGUGGUCUCAUUUCUGCUUGGCACUCAGGAUGUGCUGGUUGAUGCGGUCGAGAACGCAGAGGUGGCCGAGAUCAAGCGGGCCGUAUUCCGGUACUCUACAGAAGGGAUACACUAUUCGACAGAGAAAGAUCCACACACACACGCAUGUGCUGUCUGUGUAUGUGCAGCGCUCUGACGCGUCUUCGUGCUGCUACUAUCAAGGAAUUCGACACCAUCGCGCGGCUCCAGACACAGGUAAGCAGCGACAGACCAGACCGCACCGACCAUGUGCCUUUCCUUCGCCCUACGUAUGUGUGUGUGGUCGUGCGUCGGUCGCUGUGUGUUGUCUGUCAGUCUAUCGACGCGUACAACGAUGCCCACCACUACCGGGGGGAGAACCCACUCACACACCUACACGAGGACGAGGUGCGCACCAACGAAGGAACGUGUGGAGCGUCGCAUUCCAUUCCACAGACAGCGCGUCACGUUCUCAUCCGUGUGUGUGUGUGCAGCCGCCGGUUGAGACCGACAAGCUCAAGUCCUUCCACUAACCUGCUCACGCACCAUACCAACCAACCAUUACCACACACAGCCACACCUUACUUACGAACAAACACAUCAACGGUCCCUCUCGUUAGCAUCGCAUCGCAUACACGGCAAUCCCCCUCCCUCUCUCCACACACAACACGGCUGGGCUGGGGUGCGUGCGGGUGGUCGUCAGCACCCCCUCCCACCUCCCACCUCUCUCUCUCUUUCUCUCUCUCUCUCUCUUGCGUGUGACUGCGUGUAUGGGGGCGAGGGGAGCGGGGCAGGCUGCUCUAGGGAGUGACUGAAUGUGUGUGUGCGUGUGUGCGUGUGUGGAUCCAUCCGUCGGUGGGGUGGUUGGCUAGGCUCUUGUAUCCAUUAUCCAUCGCAUGAGACCCGUAUUCAACCAUGUGGUUGGCGAGUCGAUAAUCGAUGCAGUCAGCAUUGAUAUGUA
Messenger RNA from Vitrella brassicaformis, 1608 nucleotides. The record is from the annotation of a GenBank genome assembly. Lineage: Eukaryota; Vitrellaceae.